This is a messenger RNA of Drosophila eugracilis, 1353 nucleotides long. RefSeq names its product TATA-box-binding protein-like 1 (gene Trf5). The record is from RefSeq and is a predicted model, not a curated record. Gene Ontology annotation, biological process: DNA-templated transcription initiation. The transcript is spliced from 2 exons. NCBI's taxonomy places the organism in Eukaryota, Metazoa, Arthropoda, Insecta, Diptera, Drosophilidae. Gene Ontology annotation, molecular function: DNA binding; RNA polymerase II general transcription initiation factor activity. Bases 385 to 1287 code for a protein of 300 amino acids.
AGACAAAUAACUUUGGAAAUUAAAGUGGCUAGAAAUGAAGGAGACAAUGAGUAAACUGUAAAGUUUCGGAUAUUUUAGCAUUAUUGUAAAUGAUUAAUUCAUCGGAAAGAAUCUAUUCUUUGCCUUUAAAUAAGCUAACAGCCUUGAAAAUACUACAUCUAAAUCCAGGGCUGCAUUAUCAGUGAUUAAUCAAUGUAGAGCUUACUAUUAAAAAGAUCUGGUCACUCUCUAUAUCUAAGUCAACUUUCAGGCAAUUUAAUUUACAAUUCCUUUUACAAAUUACCCGAAUCAGUAAUGAAUUGGGUGAAGUACGUGACAGUGAUAGGUAAAUCUAUAAAUCUUUAAUAAUGCCUAUUGAUCAACAGGAAUCAGCUUAAGCGGUUAAUGCCACGGCAAAAAAUCACUUCAAAGAGGGCACGCGUGGUGGAGCCAAAAGGACAGGAAACUCCCUUUAUAGAUUUAAAACUGAUAUAUACGGAUGAAAAUCUAGCUGAUUUAAAUGAAUCGGCCUCAAAUGAGGAAUCUCCAAAAACCGAAUUGGAAACAAGCCCUGGAAAAUCCUUGGCAAUCGAUUCUCCAAGUACGCCCACGGAGGAAGAGAUAUUCAACAUAUACGAAGAUGUUUCCAAGCUGUGGGACAUCGAGCGAUAUCUAAACAUAGUCUACAAGCCCUUCUAUUGCAUGGGUUGCACCUCAUACUACUUCAAUCUCCAUGAACUGGAUCUCGUCAUGGAGAACGCCAGAUUCGAACCAGAUAGACAUCUGGCUGUGUUUCUCACUCGCACUUCUCCAUUCUGCACUGUGAAGAUAUAUCCCAAUGGUAACAUAUAUUGCCAGUCCUUCAACCGCGACGGCGCCCGAGAAGGUCUGUCCAAGGUGCUUCAAGAGUUGCGAAAUCUGGGCUACUACCCGCGUGUUCAGCUGUACAAGUACAGUGUGGUUAACGCCACUUUCAGUGUGCCCUUUCAUCUAAAUCUAAGGAAGUUUCACUGGCAAAACCCAGGUAUUACUGAAUAUGAUCCCAAAAAGCUGCCCUUUCUGAUGUACAAGAUGGUGGGAACUUUGGUCAAUAUAGCUAUUUUUCCCACGGGCUACGUGUACGUGAUGUUCGCCAGCUCUCGGUCACUCAUCAAGCUUGCCAUUGCUCAUAUUUUGCCCAUCUUGUAUCGUAUAAAGAGUCCUUUUGAGGAACAAAGCCAACUAAACCUAAGCAGCGGCGAUAUCAACUACAAAGUGCUUUGGGAGAAAUAUUUCCAGGACGGGAAUUACGCAGUUGAACUGAAAUAAAGGAUACUAUCUAGCUUUAAGGACUGUUUUGAGAUUUCCAAAAAUUAAACUUUAAUUGUUCGCUCU